Molecule: messenger RNA, 4558 nt
Organism: Phyllostomus discolor (pale spear-nosed bat)
Lineage: Eukaryota; Metazoa; Chordata; Mammalia; Chiroptera; Phyllostomidae
Gene: NF2
Product: neurofibromin 2
Exons: 17
Coding region: 474-2249 (591 amino acids)
Biological process (GO): positive regulation of early endosome to late endosome transport; positive regulation of protein localization to early endosome; regulation of cell shape
Cellular component (GO): apical part of cell; plasma membrane; cytoskeleton
Molecular function (GO): actin binding; cell adhesion molecule binding
Source: RefSeq, a predicted model, not a curated record
GAGCAGGUCGGGGGCUGCGGGGAGGGGACGCUUUCCGCCGGCGCGCGGAGCGAGGACGGUGACAGCCACGCGCGCACGUGCGCGCCUGGCUGCAGCGCGUCCGUGAGUCCUCCAUCAGUUGCUGAGAGGCGCGCGGAAUCUGGGCCGCAGCCGUCUAGGGGCCUCGUCCUCAGGUGACCCCAGUGUCCCCGGCCCGAGUCCAGAGCGCCGGGCCGGUUCCACCCCAUCGGUCCCCACUCUCGAUUCCUCCUCACGGCCGUCAAGGCCUGCCUCGCAACUCUCCUUUUCCGCUCCAGGGACAGGGUCCUCGCGGCCCAUGCUGGCUGCUGGGGGCCCGCGCCGUCCAGACAGUUUUCGGGCCGGCCGGCCGUGCACCAUGGUGGCCCUGAGGCCUGUGCAGCUCCUCCAGGGGGGCUAACAGUCCCAGAGCACAGGCCUCGGGAAGCGAGGGUCCCGGGCCUGAGCCCCGCACCAUGGCCGGGGCCAUCGCUUCCCGCAUGAGCUUCAGCUCCCUCAAGAGGAAGCAGCCCAAGACGUUCACCGUGCGGAUCGUUACCAUGGACGCCGAGAUGGAGUUUAAUUGCGAGAUGAAGUGGAAAGGGAAGGACCUAUUUGACCUGGUGUGCCGGACCCUGGGGCUUCGGGAGACCUGGUUCUUUGGCCUGCAGUACACCAUCAAGGACACCGUGGCCUGGCUCAAGAUGGACAAGAAGGUGCUGGAUCACGAUGUUUCGAAGGAAGAGCCAGUCACCUUCCACUUCCUGGCCAAAUUUUAUCCCGAGAAUGCGGAGGAGGAGCUGGUUCAGGAAAUCACGCAGCAUUUAUUCUUCCUGCAGGUAAAGAAGCAGAUCUUAGAUGAAAAGAUCUACUGCCCUCCUGAGGCUUCUGUGCUCCUGGCUUCUUACGCCGUCCAGGCCAAGUACGGGGACUAUGACCCCUCUGUUCACAAGCGGGGAUUUUUGGCCCAAGAGGAAUUGCUUCCAAAACGGGUCAUAAAUCUGUAUCAGAUGACUCCAGAAAUGUGGGAGGAGAGAAUCACAGCCUGGUACGCAGAGCACCGAGGCCGAGCCAGGGAUGAAGCUGAAAUGGAAUAUUUGAAGAUAGCUCAGGACCUGGAGAUGUAUGGCGUGAAUUACUUCGCAAUCCGGAAUAAAAAGGGCACAGAGCUGCUGCUUGGAGUGGAUGCUCUGGGGCUUCACAUCUAUGACCCCGAGAACAGGCUGACCCCCAAGAUCUCCUUCCCGUGGAAUGAAAUCCGAAACAUCUCGUACAGCGACAAGGAGUUUACUAUUAAACCAUUGGAUAAGAAAAUCGAUGUCUUCAAGUUCAACUCCUCAAAGCUGCGUGUUAAUAAGCUGAUUCUUCAGCUGUGUAUUGGGAACCAUGACCUUUUCAUGAGGAGAAGAAAGGCCGAUUCCUUGGAAGUUCAGCAGAUGAAAGCCCAGGCCAGGGAGGAGAAAGCUAGAAAGCAGAUGGAGCGGCAGCGCCUGGCUCGAGAGAAGCAGAUGAGGGAGGAGGCUGAGCGCACGAGGGACGAGCUGGAGAGGAGGCUGCUGCAGAUGAAAGAAGAAGCGACAAUGGCCAACGAAGCACUGAUGCGGUCCGAGGAGACAGCUGACCUGUUGGCGGAAAAGGCCCAAAUCACUGAGGAGGAGGCAAAACUCCUGGCACAGAAGGCUGCAGAGGCUGAACAGGAAAUGCAGCGCAUCAAGGCCACGGCCAUUCGGACAGAGGAAGAGAAGCGCCUGAUGGAGCAGAAGGUGCUGGAGGCCGAGGUGCUGGCACUGAAGAUGGCUGAAGAGUCAGAGAGGAGGGCCAAGGAGGCUGAUCAGCUGAAGCAGGACCUGCAGGAAGCCCGUGAGGCAGAGCGGAGAGCCAAGCAAAAGCUCCUAGAAAUCACUACGAAGCCCACAUAUCCGCCCAUGAACCCAAUUCCAGCACCGCUGCCUCCUGACAUAUCAAGCUUCAACCUCAUUGGGGACAGCCCGUCAUUUGACUUCAAGGAUACUGACAUGAAGCGACUUUCCAUGGAGAUAGAGAAAGAAAAAGUGGAGUACAUGGAGAAGAGCAAGCAUCUGCAGGAGCAGCUCAACGAACUCAAGACUGAGAUCGAGGCCUUGAAGCUCAAAGAGCGGGAGACAGCCUUGGACAUUCUGCACAAUGAGAACUCUGACCGGGGCGGCACCAGCAGCAAGCACAACACCAUCAAGAAGCCUCAAGCCCAAGGCAGAAGACCUAUCUGCAUUUGAGCCCUCAAACUCACUCUGCAGAGCGCCAAGUCCCGAGUGGCCUUCUUCGAAGAGCUCUAGCAGGUGACUCCGCCAGCCCAGGAUCUACCACUGCUGCUGCUCCCAGCUCCGGCAGGAUGGGUCGGACACUGUGGGAGCCACCCGCAGGUGGGCUGGCUGGGAGCUGCCGUGGGAGCUCGGGGUCCGCCCCCAGCUGAGUGGAGAGCACAACCCCCUUCACGUGCAAUUGCCUUGAACUGUGCCCUGCAGAGACUUCUCUCCGAGGGUGCUCGUUCUCCUGACCUGAGUCUCUAAGUUUCUUGAGAAGUAUUUGUGUUUUCUCGUCUGCUGUGUGAUCCCUGACUUCCCUGAUCAGAGGCACCCUGGGGUGUGUGCCUUAUUGUCCAGUGCUGAGCUCCCAGCCCAGUCGGGGAGGUGGUCAUCGGGAGUGAAGUGCACAGGCCCCUGGAGACCAGGAGGCUGGUGCCCCCACCCCUGGUUUCCAGAACAUUCAUUUCCUCCACUGGGGAGGAACUGGCCUCCUAAGCAGCAUGGCCCACCCGCAGUGGCGCCGCCAUGACGGGGUGAAAACUCGGCAGAAGCUGCAAUGAUGGGCUAGCUGCCAGCAGAAGUGCUGGGAGGCCAGGCAGCCAUGUAGGGACCUGCACCCUGCAGAGCACACACUGCCCCUCCUCCUGCCCCCCCAACCCAGGGUCCAAGGGGCAGGUGGGAGCCACUUGUCUCUUUCACCCUGCGCCAGCCUCCACCUCUCCUGCUGUGGAGGCUGGGGGACUCCCUGGUAGUGCUCUUGUCAGCACCCGGUAGCCCCGCCUUGACCGUGACCAGGGGCUCCGUAGAGCAGGGAAUAAGCCUCACCCAGUGAAGAGGUGCUUACUAAUGACACGCGAGGGCCAAGAGAGAGUCCGAGAGCUUGAGCCGUCUCUGGCAGCCCCAUGGGGUUUGAGAAACCGAGACACUCACGGCGAUCCUGCCUUGUGCUCUUGUCAGGCUGACCCAACGGAGUCCUGGGCUGGCUGCCGUCUGUCUGCAUGGGCCACCUUGCCCCAAGGAAGCCGGCCCUGUGUGUCACUCCAGCCCCUCAGGACCCACAGGAUAUGGGACUCUGCAUCAGAACACUAAGUGUGGGUGGCUAUGACUGAACGAGUUCCUUUGUGUCUCCCGAUCCCUCAACGUCCUCGUCCCCAGAGAUGAGAGGGAGUCCUUGUUUGUAAUGUAAGGUCUGACCCUCAUACUGAGGCUCUGUCUCCUCGGGCUCACCACCCCUCCCUGAAUUUCCACGAGCAUUACUUUCCUCCUGACCUGUAAAUUUAAUCCAUAACUGGCUGUGAGCACAGGAGCAUGGUGGUGGUUUGUAAAAACAUUGUCAGGCUUUUUUAAAAUUAUUAUUUUACCACCGUGUGUAGUCUGGGAGAUGCCAAGCUGUGUGGCCCCAAGGGAGCCGGCCAGUGUCUGAGCUGCGGCAGGAGCCGUGGGGCAGACCUGGAGGCCCACAGAGCCUUGCCCAGCCCAGAGCACUCAGCCCCCCCUCAGAGAUGAGGGCUGGUGGGAGUCUCCCAAAGACAGGUGGGCAGAGAGGGUGGGGGCUUCAGCCAGGGCUCGAGCUCCAGCAGAAGGGAUGAAAGAGGAGGUUGGUUUUCAGACACUUGUGCCUGUGUUCUUUUUAAGUGAACAUUUUUAGGGCUGGAAGCCCAUCAAGUAAGGAAGCCUCCCACCUCCAUUGAGAGCAGGGCCCCGGCCACAAUUGUUUCAUUAUAAGCUCUUCCGAGGGUUCUCGGGCAGAUGCGCCAUUCACGAAGUCGCUGCCCAGCUGUGACACUCCGAGAGGCUGCGCUGUCAGCACUCGGCUGCCCUACACAGAGCGCCUCGGUCAUCCUGAUGGGGCCCCCACCUCAGCCACAGCGACACUCCGACCUGUGGUGCUGCCUGGAUUACUCACGUGCCCCCCGGGCCCCGCUAGACAACACCCGCGGCAUUACAUAACACCUCUUCAGCGACUGUUUUGUAAUCCUGGGGGCAGCUCUCUCUCUCCCCACCUCUUUCAAAUCAAAACGGCAGGUCCAGAGGCUGACAACCAAGGACCGUGACUUAAGUGUUGCUCGCCGACCAGCUGGAGCUUCACAGCCCCUGGGGCCAGGCUGUGGGCUCCCAGGGCAGCCCCAUCCCUUCUCAAACACAUCCAGCCCCACCUCUCCCUGUGGGGCCUGAGUUUUUGCCUCCUGUCAGGGCCAGACCCUGGAACACUACUCUCUGUUUUGGAGGAUUGUUGUAAUUUAAACAAUUGUUUUAAUAAAAAUUCUAAGCUGUAAAAA